AUGUUCAGGUAUAGAGCUUGCAAUGUACUGUUACGGUAUUUAACUAAAACUAAAUUCUCGUUAGAAUUUGUAUCAAUCUCAGACCCAUUAUGUAGCUCGGUGUCUUACUAUAUUAACAAUAACUUAAAUCCAUCUAUAGUUCUUAUAUUUAAUGAUGUACCAAUUAAAAAAUUGGAUGAAGAACAAAUACCAUUGAAGUUAAGUGAAGUAUUUAAAAAGCUUAUUGAUGAUGAAGAUUAUUUUGACCUAGAAAGACUGAGAACAUCUAUUAAAAAAUAUAAGCUAUCCCUAUUAAAAACACUAGAAACUAAUCCUAAUUCUACUUUACCAUUCUUAAUCAUUUUUGACUUUUUGUAUGGUAAGAGUAAAUCAGAUUUAGACGAAAUAUUGAACACAAUUAGCAUUUUGAAUAAACUUAUAACUGAAGAUAUCUUGUUUUGGAUAAAAAUUUUAAGAGAUUAUUUAUUAAACGAUCACAAAGUAGUUGUAAGAGGAAUUCCAUCUAUAAAAAAACAGCACGAGCUAUCUAAUGAAGAAAUUCAAAGAGUAUCACAACGCAAAAAUGAUUUAGGCGAUGAUGGUUUAAAAUUAAAAGCUAAUGAACUACUGAAUGCUAAAACAGAAUGUGAAAAAAAACCCCCCAGUCAAAUGCUAACGUCAAUUAAAAUCCCUAAUGUUGAACUCGUACAGUUUUUAAUUCGUGAUACUUUUUCAUCAAAUUCAAUAAAUCAACACAAAUUAUUCAAUACUUCUGAAGUUCCAUUGUUUGUUGAAAUCGAUAAUGUUAAAAGUAAUUUUGUUUAUAUUAGAGCAUUUUUCAACACUAAAGACAUGGCAUUACAUUUAAGAAAAUACUUACCCGUUUUUCUUGGUUCAAUAACGAAUAGUACUAUAAUACGAAAUGGUGUAGAAAUAGAUUAUAUAGAAUUAGAAAAAGAUAUUCUUCAAAAACAAGCAUCUAUUGGGAUUUCUUCAGGAACGUUUACAUUUGGAUAUUUUUCCUCUGUUAUAAAUAUGUCAGUUAAGGUCGAACUAGAAAAAUAUCAAAAAAGCAUCAAAUGGCUUCAUGAUAUUCUUUAUAAUACAGUCAUUACUAAAAAUUGGCUUUCUGUUAUAUUGUCAACAAUGAUAAAUGAAAUUUCUAGCUAUCGUAGAAAUGGAAGAGACAUGGUAAAUCAAAUUUUAACGAAUAUGGUGUACAAACAAGAUAACAAUGCAUACGUUUGUAGUACCUUAAGACAAUAUAAGUUUUUAACUAGUUUGCAAAAAACAAUUGAAACUGAAGAAGAUAACAUUAAAUUACACAUAACUGGUAAUAUAGAUAAAUUAUGUGAUAUUAUUACUGAAGCUUCCGCUGCAUUACAUAAAAUAAUUCCAGAUAAUUCACAGCCAUUAGUACAUCCAUUUAAAACACAGUUUGAUUCUGAAUUUAUUUUACCUUUAAAUCAAUGUGAAAUUCGAGGUUGUAUUGUUGGAAUGGGUUCUAUAGUUUCAAGUUUUUUUAUCCAAGCUACUGAUUGUAUAAACGAUUAUAACCAUCCAGAUAUAGCUGCUAUUCGUGUAUUAUUGAUAUACUUUACUCAGAUGGAA
Molecule: messenger RNA, 1590 nt
Organism: Daktulosphaira vitifoliae (grape phylloxera)
Lineage: Eukaryota; Metazoa; Arthropoda; Insecta; Hemiptera; Phylloxeridae
Exons: 10
Biological process (GO): proteolysis
Molecular function (GO): metal ion binding
Source: RefSeq, a predicted model, not a curated record